GGGCGGGGGGGUCCGGGCAGAGGAUGCUCCCCAAUGGCACCUGCCCCAGGCUUCCGGGCGGUGCAGGCAGCGACAGCGGCGACAGCGACAGCGGCGGCAGCGACAGUGGUGGCGGCGGAGCCGGUGGCGCCUCGGAGGAGGCGGCGGCGGAGGGCAUGGACUCGGGCGGCAGGAAUUCCUCCGGCGCUCCGAACAGCACCCUGAGUGAGUCUCAGGGCAGCGCCAUCCUCAUCUCAUUCAUCUACUCCGUGGUGUGCCUGGUGGGGCUGUGCGGCAACUCCAUGGUCAUCUACGUGAUCCUACGUUAUGCCAAGAUGAAGACAGCCACCAACAUCUACAUCCUCAACUUGGCCAUCGCGGAUGAGCUGCUGAUGCUUAGCGUCCCCUUUCUGGUUACCUCCACCCUGCUGCACCACUGGCCCUUUGGCUCCCUGCUCUGCCGCCUGGUGCUCAGUGUGGAUGCCAUCAACAUGUUCACCAGCAUCUACUGCCUGACCGUGCUCAGUGUGGACCGUUACAUCGCUGUGGUGCACCCCAUCAAGGCGGCCAGGUACCGCCGACCCACUGUGGCUAAGAUGGUCAAUCUGGGUGUCUGGGUGCUUUCCAUCCUCAUCAUCCUGCCCAUCAUCAUCUUCUCCAACACAGCAGCCAACAGUGAUGGAACAGUGGCUUGCAACAUGCUCAUGCCAGAGCCCACCCAGAGAUGGCUGGUGGUCUUUGUGGUCUACACCUUUCUGAUGGGCUUCUUGCUGCCUGUGGUGGCCAUCUGCCUCUGCUACAUCCUCAUCAUUGCUAAGAUGCGCAUGGUGGCCCUGAAGGCUGGCUGGCAGCAACGCAAACGCUCAGAGCGCAAGAUCACCCUCAUGGUCAUGAUGGUGGUGAUGGUCUUUGUCAUCUGCUGGAUGCCCUUCUACAUUGUGCAGCUGGUCAAUGUCUUUGUAGAGCAGGAUGAUGCCACCAUCAGCCAGCUCUCUGUCAUCUUGGGCUAUGCCAACAGCUGUGCCAACCCUAUCCUCUAUGGUUUUCUCUCAGACAAUUUCAAGCGGUCCUUCCAGCGGCUGCUCUGCCUCAGCUGGAUGGACAAUGCUGCAGAAGAACCCAUCGACUACUAUGCCACUGCCCUCAAGAGCAGGGCAUACAGCGUGGAGGACUUUCCCCCAGACAACUUGGAGUCAGGGAGCAUGUACAGGAAUGGCACUUGCACCUCCAGGAUUACCACCCUCUGAGGAAGCAUUCCUGUCCCCCAGCUCCCUUACUGCCCCCCAGCUGGAGGGUGAGCGAAGCCAGGGCUGUGGCAUGGGGAGGCUGGGAGGGAGGGGAUUUUGGUCCUGCCCACUGCCAGCAGUAUUUGGAGCAAGAAAGAGCGAGGAAAAUCCCACAUUCUUGAUUUGCUGCCCCCUGCACCCUGGUUGCUGCCCUUGAAAGCGGGUGCAUUCUCUGAUGCUUUGACAUCCACAUAGUGAAUUGUGGCUCUCAUGGGUUAGGUUAGGGUCUGGUAGCCUGGCUGUGCCACUCCUCUCUGUCUGACAAAUGGCUGUAAAGGUCCUGCAGUGACUCUCCCUCCAUCUUUUGUACAGUUUGCCCUUCCCCUUGGCUGGUGGGACACCCCAGGCCACUGAGUCGAGCCUGCCUCAAGCCAAGCCCCAGCAUUCAGGUUCAGACUCCCCCCAGCUGCAAAAGACCCUGCUCAACAUCUGUCAGUACACACCUCCCCUUCAGAGAUUAGAAAUGCUGGAAAAAUUCCCCCCAACACAUACCUUGCCCUCCCCCAGGAAGGAGUGUGUAGCAUCUCUCUGCACCUACCCUUCCCUCCCCUUGGAAUAAAAAAGAAAGCAGGGAGCAAAAAGUCCCCAAGAAAGAAGCAGCA
Pseudopodoces humilis (Tibetan ground-tit) is the source of this 1867-nucleotide messenger RNA. RefSeq names its product somatostatin receptor 1 (gene SSTR1). Gene Ontology annotation, molecular function: somatostatin receptor activity; neuropeptide binding. Gene Ontology annotation, cellular component: neuron projection; plasma membrane. NCBI's taxonomy places the organism in Eukaryota, Metazoa, Chordata, Aves, Passeriformes, Paridae. Gene Ontology annotation, biological process: neuropeptide signaling pathway; cellular response to estradiol stimulus. The record is from RefSeq and is a predicted model, not a curated record.